This is a messenger RNA of Heterobasidion irregulare TC 32-1, 1410 nucleotides long. RefSeq lists its product as uncharacterized. The transcript is spliced from 12 exons. Gene Ontology annotation, biological process: protein deneddylation. Gene Ontology annotation, cellular component: COP9 signalosome. The coding region runs from base 1 to 1410 and encodes 469 amino acids. The record is from RefSeq and is a predicted model, not a curated record. NCBI's taxonomy places the organism in Eukaryota, Fungi, Basidiomycota, Agaricomycetes, Russulales, Bondarzewiaceae.
AUGGACGACGAUGAUGCCGAUUAUAUGCAAGGCAGCGAUGAUGAGGACUACGGCUUCGAUUAUUCGGACGGAGAGGAUGCCGAUGACGCUGGCAGCGCGGAUGUCGAGAACAUGUAUUAUACUGCGAAGUCAAAAAAGGAGGAUGAUCCAGAGCAGGCGUUGAAAGAAUUCAAAGCAAUUGUGGAUCAAGAGGACGAGAAAGGAGACUGGGGAUUUAAAGCGCUAAAGCAAUCUACGAAACUGUUGUUCCUUCACCUUCGUAGACCGUCAGAUGCACUCAAGACUUAUACCCAGUUGUUGACCUAUACCAAGUCCGCCGUGACAAGGAACUACGCUGAAAAGACCGUGAAUGGUAUCCUGGAUUAUGUCGGCGCGGGCAAGGGUGGUCCAGUCGAGGUUGAUGUCCUUGAAAAAUUCUAUCAAGUAACAAAGGACGCGCUAGAGGAAGCAAAGAACGACCGUUUGUCCGUGAAAACCAACCUCAAACUCGCCAAACUCUGGCUUGAUCGCAAGGAAUACGGGAGACUGUCCAGACUCAUUCGUGACUUGUAUGAUACCACGGGAAACAACACCGAUGGCGAUGAGCAAUCCCAAAAAGGGACUCAGUUACUAGAGAUCUACGCUCUGGAGAUUCAAAUGCACAACGAGACGAAGAAUUACAAGAAGUUAAAAGAAAUCUAUAAUGCCUCAAACAGCGUCCGGUCGGCGAUACCGCACCCACGUAUAAUGGGUAUUAUUAAGGAAUGCGGGGGCAAGAUGUGGAUGGGAGAGCGCCAAUGGAAUCGAGCUAGUGAAGACUUUUUCGAGUCGUUUCGAAAUUAUGACGAAGCUGGAUCGCCCCAGCGAAUUCAGGUUCUCAAAUACCUCGUACUCGCCAACAUGUUGACCGGCAGCGAGGUCAAUCCUUUCGACAGUCAAGAGACAAAACCGUAUAAGAACGACCCACAGAUCACCGCGAUGACAGAUCUCGUCGACGCGUAUCAGCGACGCGAAGUGCAUGCCGCUGAGAAGAUUCUUCGAGAUAACCGUUCAACGAUCAUGGAUGACGCUUUCAUCCUGUCGUAUAUCGGAGAACUUCUUCGCAGUCUGAGGACGCAGUACCUCAUCGACCUGAUCAAGCCUUACACUAGACUGGAGCUAUCCUUCCUAGCACGGCAACUUAACGUACAGAUGGAAGAAGUCGAAGAGCUUCUUAUUGAGUUGAUUCUUGAGGGCAAGGUCGAAGGAAGGAUUGACCAAGUAGCCAUGCGACUGGAGCUCGACAAAACCAUCGAGAAAAGACGGUAUGCAGCUCUGGAUAAGUGGACGGAAGCGCUGGAAUCCGUCCAUGCAGCGGUUGUCGGAAAGAAUAUUGGCGUAGGACGAACCACAGACUUCCCAGACUCCAUGGGCUUCUCUCGAGACAACUAG